AUGUUACGUUUUAAAUCACCCAAUACUUUGCUAAAGGUUCUUAGACAACCCUUUAGCACACGGUUCAUAAAUGGUCAAAGAUCUAUUCAUAAAUUAGUGGCAGAUGCUAUCACUUAUAAUAAUAAUAAUAAAGUCCGUUCAAAUCAUGCUAGGUUUGCGUCUACAAUUACUAAUGAUACAUAUCUUAAUAAAUUAAUAUCAAAUAAUGAAGAAAUUUUACAUUGGAAAAGAUAUUUAGCUCAAAUUAACAAUCAUGAUCAUUAUCACAAUCAUAAUAAUAGGAGGGAAAACAGCCUUGUCGAUGAUUAUAAGUCUCCUUUAGAUAACAUUGUAUUGGACAAGUCUUUUGAGAUUUAUGAUUUAAAACAAAUCACUGAUCUUUUGAAUAAACCAAUUAUUUUGAAAAAUGACACAAGUAAUAUUAACAAGCAUCAUAAAGAUAAAAAUAACAAUAACAAGAUUGAGAACAAGGAUGAGGAUGGAAAUGAAAAUAGGCCUGAAAAUGAGCAAGAAAAAAAUAUAGAGAAAAGAAAUGAAAAGGUCUUGAAUGAAUCAAAGCUAAAUAGUUCUUCCUCUAUAAGUUCCUCAUCUUCUUCCUCCUCACAAAACUCAAAUGACGGUAAUGAUAAUAACAACUCUUCGUCUUCCAGUAAUAAUAAUAAUAAUAAAAGUGAUAAUUCAAGUAUACCAGAAAUCUAUCCACAGAUGUUGGCCUUGCCCAUAUCAAGAAGACCUUUAUUUCCAGGGUUCUAUAAAGCAGUAGUGAUUUCGGAUGAACGUGUAAUGAAAGCUAUUCAAGAGAUGUUAGAUCGUCAACAACCAUAUGUAGGUGCUUUUAUGUUGAAGGAUUCAGAAAACGAUACUGACGUCAUUGAAAAUAUUGGUGAUGUCUACCAGGUGGGUGUUUUGGCUCAAAUUACAAGUGCUUUCCCAAGCAAAGACGAAAAGACUGGUAAAGAGACAAUGACUGCGUUAUUGUAUCCGCAUAGAAGAAUUAAACUAAAUGAUUUGACACCACCACAAAUUGAUCAACAAAAAUUCGAAAAAGAAGAAGAAAUGGAAAAGAAAGAAGAAGAAGAAGAACUAACAGAAGAAAGGAAUGUUGAUGCACAAAAGGUUGAAAAGAAUUCCUUGAAACAAAAACAGACAAGUAAAAUACCAAAACUCGAAGAUAUUAUUGUAGAGAAAGUGAUUGAGCCUCAACAAAGCUCUAAUGAAUCUUUGAAAAAGACCGAUUCAAAUGCUGACAAAGAAAAGCAUAUAUCUGAUGGGCAAGAAAUUCUUAAAAAUAAAGAAACUCAACUUACAAGACAAGAAGAAGACGAUGUUGAAAAUCCUACUGGAUUUUUGAAAGAUUAUAACGUGUCAUUGGUAAAUGUCUCUAAUUUGGAAGAUGAGCCCUUUGAUAGGAAAUCACCAAUCAUUAAUGCAUUAACUUCUGAGAUUUUGAAAGUGUUCAAGGAGAUCUCACAACUGAAUACUAUGUUUAGAGAACAGAUUGCUACAUUUUCAGCUUCAAUUCAAUCUGCUACUACCAAUAUAUUUGAAGAGCCUGCCAGAUUAGCUGAUUUUGCAGCAGCUGUCUCUGCUGGUGAAGAAGAAGAAUUGCAAGAUAUUCUAAGUUCGUUAAAUAUUGAGCAUCGUUUAGAAAAAUCUUUAUUGGUAUUAAAGAAGGAAUUAAUGAACGCUGAAUUACAAAAUAAAAUCUCUAAAGAUGUUGAAACAAAAAUUCAAAAAAGACAAAGAGAAUAUUAUUUAAUGGAACAAUUGAAGGGGAUUAAAAGAGAGUUGGGUAUCGAUGAUGGACGUGAUAAAUUAAUUGAAACUUAUAAACAAAGAAUCUCUAAAUUGCAAUUACCUGAUUCCGUACAGAAAGUGUUUGAUGAUGAAGUAAUGAAAUUAUCAACUUUAGAAACCUCUAUGUCUGAAUUUGGUGUCAUUAGAAACUAUCUAGAUUGGUUAACUUCUUUACCUUGGGGCAUUACCUCUAAGGAAAGAUAUUCUAUUAAUACUGCUAAGAAAAUUCUAGAUGAAGAUCAUUAUGGUAUGAAAGAUGUUAAGAAUCGUAUCUUAGAAUUUAUUGCUGUUGGGAAAUUGUUAGGAAAAGUAGAUGGUAAAAUUAUUUGUUUUGUAGGACCACCUGGUGUUGGAAAGACAUCAAUUGGUAAAUCAAUUGCCCGUUCCUUGAGUCGUCAAUUUUUUAGAUUUUCUGUAGGUGGUAUGACAGAUGUUGCUGAAAUUAAAGGCCACAGAAGAACGUACAUUGGUGCAUUGCCGGGUAGAAUCAUCCAAGCCUUAAAGAAAUGUCAAACUCAAAACCCACUUAUAUUAAUUGAUGAAAUUGAUAAAAUUGGUCAUGGUAGUGUACAUGGUGAUCCAUCGGCAGCUUUAUUAGAAGUAUUAGAUCCUGAGCAAAAUGGGAACUUUUUAGAUAAUUACCUUGAUAUUCCAAUCGAUUUAUCGAAAGUGUUAUUCGUUUGUACUGCAAAUAGCCUUGACACAAUUCCAAGACCUUUAUUAGAUCGUAUGGAAGUCAUUGAAUUAACAGGGUAUGUGGCCGAAGAAAAAGUUAAAAUAGCUGAACAAUAUUUGGCACCUCAAGCCAAAAAAGCAGCUGGGUUGGAGAAUGCUAAUGUUGAAUUAACUGAUGAUGCUGUUUUGGCUUUAAUGAAGAAUUACUGUAGAGAAAGUGGUGUUAGAAAUUUAAAAAAGCAUAUUGAAAAGAUUUACCGUAAGGCAGCAUUGAAUGUAUUGAAAGAGUUGAAACUUGAGGAAAAUGGUCAGAAUCUGGAAACUGCCAUGGCGACGAUGACAACAGUAUGUGAUAGCAACUCUAUGGAUGGGAUAGAUAGUAAGAAAGGUACACAAAUAAUAUCAGAGAAAAUAGAUAGGACAGGGAUGAACGAUGAAAUUGAAGUGGAAAAGACUAAAGAUAAUGAAACUUCAAUGAUAGUUCCUCCAAAAAUUAAGAUAACUAUUGAUGCAAAUAAUUUGAAAGAUUAUGUAGGUCCACCAAUUUAUACUACUGAUAGACUUUAUGAGACUACACCUCCUGGCGUUGUAAUGGGCUUAGCGUGGACUAAUAUGGGUAGUUGUUCUUUGUAUGUUGAAUCAGUAUUAGAACAGCCUUUACAUAACUGCAGGCAUCCAACGUUGGAAAGAACUGGUCAAUUAGGUGAUGUAAUGAAGGAAUCAUCCCGUUUAGCAUACUCAUUCUCGAAGAUGUUUUUGGCUAAACGUUUCCCUGAAAACAGGUUCUUUGAGAAAGCUUCAAUCCAUCUACAUUGUCCUGAAGGUGCUACUCCCAAAGAUGGUCCAUCUGCUGGCAUAACAAUGGCUACAUCCUUUUUGUCUUUGGCCUUAAAUAAGUCAAUAGACCCUACAGUGGCUAUGACAGGUGAAUUAACUUUAACGGGAAAAGUACUUAGAAUAGGUGGCCUAAGAGAAAAGGCAGUUGCAGCUAAGCGUUCUGGAGCCAAGACUAUUAUUUUCCCUGCGGAUAAUAUGAGUGACUGGGAAGAAUUACCAUCAAAUGUCAAGAAAGGAUUAGAACCAGUACCGGCUGAUUGGUAUUCAGAUGUCUUUAAAAGAUUAUUUUCUUCCAUCUCAAAGGAAGAUGGAAAUAAUGUAUGGCAAUCUGAAUUUAAAAUUAUAGAUGAAAAAGAAAAGGAACAUAGCAUUUCUGCAUAA
This is a messenger RNA of Arxiozyma heterogenica, 3690 nucleotides long. It is a transcript of the gene PIM1, whose product is annotated as ATP-dependent Lon protease PIM1. Gene Ontology annotation, biological process: mitochondrion organization; protein catabolic process; protein quality control for misfolded or incompletely synthesized proteins. Gene Ontology annotation, molecular function: ATP hydrolysis activity; single-stranded DNA binding; ATP binding. Gene Ontology annotation, cellular component: mitochondrial matrix. The transcript has a single exon. The record is from RefSeq and is a predicted model, not a curated record. NCBI's taxonomy places the organism in Eukaryota, Fungi, Ascomycota, Saccharomycetes, Saccharomycetales, Saccharomycetaceae. Bases 1 to 3690 code for a protein of 1229 amino acids.